Molecule: messenger RNA, 745 nt
Organism: Drosophila santomea
Lineage: Eukaryota; Metazoa; Arthropoda; Insecta; Diptera; Drosophilidae
Exons: 3
Coding region: 213-737 (174 amino acids)
Cellular component (GO): extracellular region
Molecular function (GO): chitin binding
Source: RefSeq, a predicted model, not a curated record
GCUUGGCCCGGCAGCUUCCAGCGCGAAAAUCGAAACCGUUCCACAAAUCGGAUCGGUACCCUUGAAAGCUCCAUGCUCAAGUGGCUGCCGCUGGGAAAACUGCAGUUCAGUGUGUUUUUCAAACCCAACUCGAGCGGUCGUCUCUGCAACUCCAAAAUCUGCAAGCUACCAACUUCAAAGUAGGCGGAAAAGAUACAUAUACUCUAAAAGAAAUGAUGCCAAAGCUGGGCUGUUUCUCCUUUUGGCUAAUGGUCGUGAUCGGAGCCGCGGUGGCCAUCGAAGUUCAGAAAUUCGGCUAUCUAUUCAAUCCACCGCAACCGAAACACCACCCGCAGCAUCACGAGGAGAAGCAAGACCUGAACAAGAUACCCGGAGUUCCGGGCGUGGACUAUCCGGUGUACCAUGAGGUGCCGCACACCCACUUCAGUUGCCACAAUGUGCCGGCCACUCCGGGAAUGUACGCCAAUGUGGAGACGGGCUGCCAGGCGUACCACGUGUGCCACGAUGGACGCGAAGGUGACCAGGGUGCCAAGUUCCUCUGCACCAACGGCACCAUCUUCAAUCAAAAGGAAUUCGCCUGCGAUUGGUGGUACAAUGUCAAGUGCGAGGAGGCCACCAACUUUUACCACUUGAAUGCCGAUCCGGAGCACAAUCCCUACUUUCCCAAAAAGAAGCCUGAGCUGGAACCCUAUGCUAAUGAUAUUCAUGAUGCCAGCAAGUUUCUGAUACAAGCUUAAAUUUAUUU